GCAAUGGGAUUUAGUAAUUUUUGCAGUACAGACAUGAGCUAAUAAACUCGUAUUGUCCCUUUCCUCCGCUCGUCUUCCCCUCGCCCACUCGGUUCCGCUUCACCCUCCCGUCGCUAUUGCCCCACGCGCUGCUCGCAAAAUUCUUUGCGUCAUUCGUUUGGACGAAUUCAAAUCCGAGCUCUCGUGUCACUCCCAGCGCCAAAUCCGCGCGCCGAUUCGGCUCCAAAUUGGAACCCGUAUGCGCUCGCCAUGUUCACGGAGGGGCUAGAUCGCGACGCGCUCAAGUGGGUGCGGGAGGGCCAGGGAGCGGCGCUGCACAGCCACGACCGCAUGGACGCCCUCCGCGCCGUGCGCGGCGCAGCCGGCCGCGGAAGCCUCGGCAUGCCGCCGCCGGAGAAGUUCCGGAGCGGGCAUAUACCGCACGCGGCUGUGCCGCUGUCACGCGCCUCGCUGCGCAGCGACGACGGCAGCGCCGCCUCGGGAUCCGACAUGGACGAGUCGUUGGACACCGAGGAGGUCGAGGCCGCCAGCGGCAGGUACUCAGUGGACUCGUCACCCUGCCGUGACAACAUUCCUCGCCGCACCGCCGUGCCCCUUUACCGGUACGCUACCGUGCCUGGGCAGCAGCACUAUUACUCCACUGAUGAUGGUUAUUCGGAUCUGAGUUCUUCGAGAGACACGGCACUGCCAAGGGCGAAGACACAGCAGUUGCGGCGCCCACAUGCACGGGUUGUUGGGUACGUUGAGGAAGAGUACUCAGACUCCGCAGGCAGCUCCGAGUUUUCUAGUCAGGUGGAAGGACGGAGCAAUGGUGUGGUAUCGAAGGGUGGGUAUGCAUCAGAGUACUCCCAUACUGGCCCAGCCCGAAGAGAAGUGAGCAAUGCAGUUCCUAAGACUCGUGUGACGGCUGCAGAGAACUACAGCAGCAAUGCACCUCUAAAUUCGAGAACCUUCCAGUCAGAUAGCUAUUCUGCUCAAGUUCCUGCUCGAGAGGAUGGGAAAUCAACGCCUAAAAUGGAUGGGUUGUCUGAUGUCCCCAGUGCACCUCCCAUACAUGAUUAUGACCAGGAGCAUAGCCCAGCUACUCACCAUGUUACCAGGUUUUGUGCCGAUGCAAAUUCAUCUGAUGGCUUAACCGCCAAAAAAGAAAACCACCAUGAAGAUAAUGGGGGAGCUAGCUUACCUAACAAAAAUGGAAGCACUGUAAAUGCGGGAGACACAAGCAGGCCAUCUAGUUCAAUUCCUCUUCGAGUCCCAACCUUUCAUGCCAGUUUGCAAGGACCCUGGUAUUCUGUACUUGCUUAUGAUGCUUGUGUUCGCCUGUGCCUUCAUGCGUGGGCUAGAGGCUGUAUGGAAGCUCCGAUUUUUCUGGAAAAUGAAUGCACACUGUUGCGAAAUACAUUUUGCUUGCAAAAUAUCUUGCUACAAUCAGAAGAGGAGCUCCUGGCGAAGCGCACAUCGGAACUAGUUAGUGAAGGAGCUGCAUCAAAACCGAAGAAAACAAUUGGCAAAAUGAAGGUUCAAGUUCGCAAAGUUCGGAUGUCUGUCGAUAUGCCUUCUGGUUGCAGUUUGUCAUCAUUGCCAAUGGUGAAACUGGAUUCAGUUCGGUACCGUUUAUCCAAUGUACAAUCCACGCUUUCAUCUGGAUGGGAGUCCGUACGAAGAGUUCGAGUUUUACCACAGCUUCCUGCUAACAGUUCCUUCUCAAAGCAUAGCUUAGCAUACAUGCAAGCAAGUGCUCAGUAUAUCAAGCAGGUGUCCGGCCUGUUAAAGGUUGGUGUAACUACUCUUCGGAGCAGUUCAUCCUAUGAAGCACCGCAAGAGACAUACUCCUGCCAACUGAGGCUUAAAAGUUCACCUGAAGAUGAUGUGGUACCGAUGCAACCAGGAUCUGGUGAAACCCAUGUCUUCUUUCCUGACAGCUUGGGAGAUGAUUUGAUUAUCGAUGUGUCUGAUUCAAAGGGAAAGCCCUGUGGGCGUGUUGUUGCUCAAGUUGCUACAAUGGCAGAGGAUCCUGCUGACAAACUUCGCUGGUGGUCAAUAUACCGGGAACCUGAGCAUGAACUUGUGGGUCGCAUACAGCUAUAUAUUCACUAUACAACUGCUGCUGACGAGAACAACAUGAAGUAUGGUUCUGUUGCAGAAACUGUGGCAUAUGAUAUUGUUUUGGAAGUUGCAAUGAAAGCGCAGCACAUUCAGCAACGAAGUCUUGUCUUGCAUGGCUCUUGGAAAUGGUUAUUGACAGAAUUUGCAUUGUACUAUGGGGUUUCAGAUGCCUACACGAAGUUGAGGUAUCUCUCGUAUAUCAUGGAUAUUGCAACCCCUACUGCUGAUUGGCUCAAUCUGGUUCAUGAGCUUUUGUUACCAAUACUGAUGACGAACCAUGGCACUGCUACUCUCAGCCAUCAAGAGAACCGCAUACUGGGGGAAGUCGAGGAGCAAAUCGAGCAAACUCUAGCAAUGGUUUUUGAGAAUUACAAGUCGCUAGAUGAGUCUGUGCCAUCAGGUUUAGGGGAAGAAUUUAGGCCUCCAACUGGAUUGGCCGCUGCUGCUCUGGAACCAGGUAUUAAGCUGUACAGUCUUCUCCAUGAUGUACUAUCUCCUGAGGCUCAACUAAGAUUGUGCGGUUAUUUCCAGACUGCUGCCAGGAAGCGAUCAAGGCGGCACAUGCUUGAGACUGAUGAAUAUGUAGCAGGAAAUUCUGAAUGCAUCAAGGUGGAUUUGGUGACCAUUACGACGGCUUACCAGAAGAUGAAAUCAUUAUGCAACAAUCUGCGUAAUGAAAUUUUUACAGACAUUGAAAUUCAUAAUCAGCACAUACUUCCCAGUUUUGUUGACCUCCCAAAUUUGGCUGCUGCCAUCUAUAGUGUGGAGUUGUCAAAUAGACUGCGUGGUUUUCUUGUUGCAUGCCCUCCUGCUGGCCCUGCAUCUCCUGUUGCAGAUUUGGUGAUUUCUACCAAUGAUUUUCAGAAGGAUCUUGCUAGCUGGAAUAUCUGCCCUAUAAAAGCUGGUGUUGAUGCAAAAGAGUUGUUUCAUUUGUACAUUGUGUUAUGGAUUGAGGACAAACGCAGGAUGUUACUAGAAAAUUGCAGACUGGAUAAGGUCAAAUUGUCAGGAGUUAGGACUCAGCAUAUGACAACACCUUUUGUGGAUGAGAUGUAUGAUUUACUGAAGAAUACAUUGACAGAGUAUGAGGUUAUCAUUUGCCGAUGGCCAGAAUACAUAUUUGUUCUUGAGAAUGCUAUUGCAGAUGUUGAAAAAGCAGUGAUAGAGUCUCUGGAAAAACAGUAUGCGGAUGUUUUGGCUCCACUAAAGGAUUGUAUUGCCCCAAAGAAAUUUGGUCUCAAAUAUGUCCAGAAACUCACAAAGCGCAAUUCAACGGUGCCCUAUAUUGUACCUGAAGAUCUGGGCAUUCUCUUGAAUACAAUGAAAAGACUACUUGAUGUUUUGCGGCCAAGGAUUGAGAGUCAUCUGAAGUCAUGGAGUUCGUGUAUACCUAAUGGAGGAAGUACUGCAUCCAUUGGAGAAAGACUUGGUGAAAUUACUGUGACAUUGAGAGCCAAAUUCCGAAAUUACAUGCAAGCGGUUGUUGAGAAGCUUUCGGAGAAUACCCGUAUGCAAAAUACCACAAAGCUCAAAAAGAUCAUUCAGGAUUCAAAAGAGUUGGUGAUUGAAUCUGAUAUUCGCAGCAGGAUGCAGGCGUUGAAGGAUCAGCUAAUUCAGGCGAUGAAUCAUGUGCACAAAGUCUCAGAAGUACAUGUUUUUGUAGCCAUAUGCCGAGGUUUUUGGGAUCGGAUGGGACAGGAUGUGUUGAGUUUCCUGGAGAAUCACAAAGAAAACAAAGCCUGGUAUAAAGGCGCACGAGUCGCAGUCUCAGUAUUGGAUGAUACUUUUGCAUCCCAGCUGCAACAGCUGCUCGGUAAUACACUCCCACAGAAGGACCUAGAGCCACCCAGAUCCAUCAUGGAAGUUCGCUCUAUUCUCUGCAAAGAUGCACCGCGUCAGAAGAAUUCUAGUUUCUACUACUGAUCAAUUGUUGUGUACAUACAAGUCAUGCGCAGAGGAAAGGCCGAAGUGAGGAUGGGGGGGGGGGGGGGGAUCGUUGUAAAGAGGAAGAAACAAUAGACCACGGGUCUACAGGAGGCUCCAUGGAGAUGGGAGUACAUGAUCAGAGAAGGUAACCUGUUGUGUUAAUCCAUCAAUUAGCUUUGCUGGUUAACCGGGCUCAAAUAUGUUCCCAUUGCCUGUGGGAUGAUCUACAUUCAGAAUUUAUCGUCCAAGUGACAUUGUAGGUUAGCUCCUUUGGUAGCACCUAGCUGAGCUUUUGCUACUGCUGUGUUUUUGAACCUGCUGUCUGGUUUAUAGGUAUUCUUUUUUUCUUACUUGGAAAAUCGAGGGUGAGAUAUUUGGGGGGUGAUUGGUUGCUAUCAUGAAUGUAUCCUGUUCCGAC
Messenger RNA from Phragmites australis (common reed), 4450 nucleotides. RefSeq lists its product as uncharacterized. The transcript has 23 exons. The record is from RefSeq and is a predicted model, not a curated record. NCBI's taxonomy places the organism in Eukaryota, Viridiplantae, Streptophyta, Magnoliopsida, Poales, Poaceae. The coding region runs from base 250 to 4029 and encodes 1259 amino acids.